UGUUAAAUGUUUACGUGUUGUGAAAGUUGUGAAAUUUAUCCAGAUGGUUAUUUUUAAUGGAUUAAUUAAUUAAGUUCUCGAUCUUCAUUUUAGUAUUUAUUAAUACACAAGGACUAGAGGACUAUUAAUUAUUUUUAGAGACACAAUUAGAGUUUUGAUAAUAAUAUUUUGGAUUAACCAUGACAGUCUCACCCCGUCAUUUAGAGUGGCCCGUGGUUAAAUGAUUGAUAUUUAUCUGGUGACAAGGGCAGGAAGCUUCCAGAAAUUCGACUGUUAGGCGUAUUUCAUCAUUUCUUUGCGUUUCCUCAUUCUGUAUAUUCUACCUUUUUUGUUCAAGUUACAUAAAUAAACAUAUCCAAGUGUCAUCAAGAUGGUUCUCGCAGAUUUAGGAAGGAAGAUUACCUCUGCUCUCAAGUCUUUGAGCAAUGCUACAAUCAUUAAUGAAGAGGUUUUGAAUGGAAUGCUCAAAGAGAUAUGUGCAGCAUUACUUGAAGCUGAUGUUAACAUCAGACUGGUCAAAGCGCUGAGAGAAAAUGUCAGGUCUGUGAUUGACUUUGAUGAAAUGGCGGGAGGACUUAACAAGCGCCGCAUGAUCCAGUCAGCUGUUUUCAAGGAGCUUGUUAAGCUGAUUGACCCCGGUGUGAAAGCAUGGCAGCCAACAAAAGGAAAGAACAAUGUCAUCAUGUUCGUCGGUCUGCAGGGAAGUGGAAAAACAACCACAUGUACAAAGCUUGCAUACUACUAUCAGAAGAAAGGCUGGAAGACCUGUCUUAUAUGUGCCGACACAUUCCGAGCUGGAGCAUUUGAUCAGCUUAAACAGAAUGCUACCAAAGCCAGAAUUCCUUUCUAUGGAAGCUAUACUGAAAUCGACCCAGUGGUACUAGCUGCUGAAGGUGUAGACAAGUUCAAGAAUGAGAAUUUUGAGAUUAUUAUAGUGGACACUAGUGGACGACAUAAACAGGAAGCCUCGCUAUUUGAAGAAAUGUUGUCUGUGUAUCAGGCUGUUCACCCAGACAACGUGGUGUUCGUGAUGGAUGCUAGCAUUGGGCAGGCCUGUGAAGCUCAGGCAAAAGCGUUCAAGGAGCAGGUGGAUGUAGGGUCGGUGAUUAUAACAAAGCUGGACAGUCACGCGAAGGGAGGUGGUGCUCUCAGCGCUGUUGCAGCCACCAAGAGUCCUGUGAUAUUUAUAGGUACAGGAGAACACACAGACGACUUUGAGCCUUUCAAAGUGCAGCCAUUUAUCAGCAAACUUCUGGGAAUGGGAGAUAUUGAAGGUCUUAUAGAUAAGGUGAAUGAGUUGAAACUGGAUGAUAAUGAAGAAUUAAUGAAGAAGCUGAAACAUGGGGAGUUCACUCUUCGGGACAUGUAUGAACAGUUCCAGAAUAUCAUGAAGAUGGGACCGUUUGGUCAGAUCAUGGGUAUGAUCCCUGGCUUCAGCUCAGACUUCAUGACAAAAGGCAGUGAGCAGGAGUCGAUGGCUCGACUGAAGAAACUCAUGACCAUCAUGGACAGCAUGAAUGAUGGAGAGCUCGACAGUUUGGAGGGGGAAAAGCUGUUUUCUCGACAGCCUCAGCGAGCUCAGAGAGUUGCACGAGGUGCUGGGGUGUCCACGAGAGAGGUCAAUGAACUGUUGGCCCAAUACAAGAAGUUUGCACAAAUGGUGAAGAAAAUGGGAGGCAUCAAGGGACUUUUCAAAGGCAAAGGUGGUGACAUUGGCAAAAAUGUGAAUCCUGCCCAGAUGGCAAAACUGAACCAACAGAUGGCGAAGAUGAUGGACCCCAGAGUUUUACACCAAAUGGGUGGAAUGCAGGGUCUACAGAACAUGAUGCGACAAUUCCAGCAAGGUGCUGCAGGCAAAAUGCCUAACAUGUUUCAAUGAUAAGAAAAAACCCACCUGUCUUAUCACAGAUCUUAAACAUUCAAUAGGGAAAUGGAUAACACUUGUUUAUGCAAUAUUUAUUAUCGGUUAAUACCUUUGAAACUGAAGGACCGAAUUCUCUCACCAUGGUUAAGACACGGAUUGGAAAAAAACCUUAAAAUCGUAAGGCUGAAUGUAAGAAAGGUAUUAAUACCAUGGUCAACUUUAACUUUUCUAAAUAACUGUGUAUAUUUAUUAAUUUACAAUAAACCUAGGUGUUGAGUAACAUGCAUUAUUAUUUGUCCACAUUUAAUACUUGUAUGCAUGUAAAAUAAAAGCAUGAUGAUCACUUUCAGUAAA
Gigantopelta aegis is the source of this 2218-nucleotide messenger RNA. RefSeq names its product signal recognition particle 54 kDa protein. NCBI's taxonomy places the organism in Eukaryota, Metazoa, Mollusca, Gastropoda, Neomphalida, Peltospiridae. Gene Ontology annotation, molecular function: GTP binding; 7S RNA binding; endoplasmic reticulum signal sequence receptor activity. Gene Ontology annotation, biological process: SRP-dependent cotranslational protein targeting to membrane, translocation; SRP-dependent cotranslational protein targeting to membrane. The transcript has 15 exons. The coding region runs from base 371 to 1879 and encodes 502 amino acids. Gene Ontology annotation, cellular component: signal recognition particle, endoplasmic reticulum targeting; cytosol. The record is from RefSeq and is a predicted model, not a curated record.